AUGGACGAAGAAAGCCAAGCCGUCCAGCCCCGAGACCAGAGCUGCUGGGCCGCCCUGCCCGACGUGUGCCUGCGUCGCGUGUUCUGGUGGCUGGGAGACAGGGACAGGUCCCGGGCCGCCCUCGUCUGCAGAAAGUGGAACCAGAUGAUGUACUCGGCUGACCUCUGGCGGUACAGGACCAUCACGUUCAGCGGGAGACCCUCCAGGGUGCACGCGUCCGAGUUCGAGUCAGCUCUUUGGUACGUGAAGAAAUUUGGCCGCUAUCUGGAGCACCUGGAGAUCAAGUUUCUGAACCCUUACAAUGCCGUGCUCACCAAGAAGUUCCAGGUCACCAUGCGAGGCCUCCUGUCCUGUCUGGGCAAGAACAACAACCGCCUGAAGUCACUGUCCGUGCAGCACCUGGAGCUGGACCGUCCCGUCUGGAGGAACAGCAUCCGCGGCUCGCUCAUCAAGAGCCUGAGCUUCUUCUUGAAGAAAGCGGGAAGGCAGCUGGAUCACCUCAGCCUGAAAGGGGCCAGGCUGACCGUGGAGCAGGGCUGCGCCGUGCUCGGCUCCCUGAGCUGCUCACGGGGCGAGAGCCUGGUGUCCCAGCUCAACAUCGAGGACUACUUCAGCCACCACCUGGCCGUCUACAGCAGCCCCCAGUUCAGCAAGACCAUGGCCACGUUCCGCAGCCUGGUGUCCCUGACCCUCAACUACAACUGCAUCUCGGACGAGCUGCUGGACGGCCUGUGCGAGAACAACGCCAGGACCCUCUGGACCAUAAACAUCAAGUGCCACGUCCACGACCCCCACGGCCAGGUCAUCUGGGGCAUGUCCUGGGCCAGGCUGGCCAGGCGCGCCUCCAACCUCAAGGUGAACUUCUUCUUCGAGCGGGUCAUGAAGCACGAGCGCCUGGCCCGGGUCCUCCUGCAGGAGAUCCCCGUUCGGGGCCUCAGUCUGAGAAGCUGCUACUUCAGCGACCCGGACUGGUCCAUGAGGCCCACGCUGACGGAUCUCCUGCCCACCUUCCGGCACACGCUGCAGGCCCCGAGUCCCGUGAUGGACGAUUGGACCCGGGCACACGGGGUGCAACUGGGGAGCCACCACUGCCCAACCAGCGGCCCGGAGCCGCCCCCCAAACCUCGGCCCCGAGGCCCCGCCCAGAGCUUGUGUCUCUGA
Messenger RNA from Puma concolor (puma), 1161 nucleotides. The record is from RefSeq and is a predicted model, not a curated record. Lineage: Eukaryota; Metazoa; Chordata; Mammalia; Carnivora; Felidae.